UGUGACUGUAUUCCCUGUUAAGAGAGAACGAAAGCUCAGUAAAUUGAAGGGGCGGAGCUUAUUGUUUGACGAGGAAGUAGCUGAUCUGAACGGCAGUUUUAGCGUUAGAAACAAGAUCAGACUGGAAGUAAGGAGAAAGGUUUCAAAAUGUUUCCAUAUUGCUCCAUCAGGCAUGUUACAGCUCUUUUCCUCUUAUAUCUUGUAUCUUCUCUUGCUGGUGUAGAAGGUGCCUGUGAUCCACCUCCUAGACUUUCUUAUGCCGAUGCUAAAUUAGACUCUGUCAACACUUACGAAAAUGGCUCAAAAAUAAAUUAUGAUUGUCUGCCUGGUUAUAGAUCCAUUCCUGGAACUAUUAGGUAUGUCACCUGUUUGGGUUCAACAUGGUCUAAUCCACCAACAUUUUGUGAAGUUGUGAAGUGCAGGAAUCCAGGAGAAAUACAAAAUGGACAAAUAGAAGAGCCAAUAAACCAGUCUUUUGGUUCCAGAGUGGUCUUUAAAUGUAAUACGGGGUACAGAAUGUUGAGCAAACUAAAUUAUAGGGAUUGUCAAAGUAAUGGAGAGUGGAGUAAUGAUGUGCCUAAAUGUGAAGCACAGGUUUGUCCUCCUCCUACUGCUAUUACUGAUGGAGACUUUUCUCCCCAAAAAGAUGAGUAUUCAUACCAGGAUUCUGUGACUUUUAAAUGCAACAAGGAUUUGGCACUUGUUGGCAGCACAUCUUUAUUUUGCACAGCUCAUGGAAAUUGGAGUUCAGAUGAGCCAAACUGCAAAGAUGUUGUCUGUGAAUAUCCCCAUGUUGAAAAUGGACAGAAGAUAUCAGGGCUUCGUGGUCCAUACAAACUAAAUUAUGCUGUUACAUUUAAGUGUGAUAAUGGUUUUGAGCUCACUGGACCUCAAACAAUAACAUGCACAGUCGACAACAUUUGGGAGCCUCCUUUACCAGAGUGCCGGCGUAAAGACAAAGAAGGCACAGAAAAUGCAGAGAAGCCUGGAAAUGUGGGUGUAAUUGUUGGAGCAAUUUUUGGAGUAUUGGCAGUUGGUGCUGCAGUUGGUGGUUCAGUCUAUUAUUUUAUAAUAAAAAAAAGAAAACCGAAGACUGAUUCUCCAAGAGCUCAUUAUUCAAAUGUCAGUAACUAAUUUCUCUCUGGAAUCUUUGUUUUCACUGUCAAUAUUUAUACAAAGUUUUAAUUAAAAAGAGAAAAUAGAUUUAUUUUUACACCUCAUCUUAACACACACAUCCAUUCUGGCAUGAAUUUUCUAAAUCUGUAUACUAUCAUCUUGAACUAGUGCAUCCCUUGAAUGAUACUGGAAAGCCAUAUUUAAAAAUUGCUUAUUUUACUUUUAUGUAGUAUAUGAAACAAAUUGUUGUGAAGGAAAACUAAGUAAUUACUUUUUACUGAAUUAUACAUACACUGGAUGAACUGUGGUAGAAUUUUAAAAGACGCAUAUAUUGUAGGAUGCAUUGAAUCCACAAUUUUAAUAGUCGAACCCUGAAUCAUUUGUGAAAGAUUCACCUGAAUCCCAAUCCGAAUCCUAAUUUGCAUAUGCAUAUUAGAAUCAGGAAGGGUUAAAGAGAACCACACAAAAUUUUCAGCUUCCAGGUUUAUGACAAAAAGUCACGUGAUUUUAAGGAUUCUGUGCAUCCCUAACAUAUUGUAUAUUUAUUUGACCUAAUGUCGUCUGGGGAGAGAGAGGAAGGGUAUAUUGCAAGUGCAGAAAGAGCACACUUUUAUCUUAAAAAAAAAAAAAUCACCUUGCCUUAUGGUAGGAUAA
Molecule: messenger RNA, 1770 nt
Organism: Xenopus tropicalis (tropical clawed frog)
Lineage: Eukaryota; Metazoa; Chordata; Amphibia; Anura; Pipidae
Gene: arc2
Product: amphibian RCA protein 2
Exons: 11
Coding region: 148-1134 (328 amino acids)
Source: RefSeq, a predicted model, not a curated record